AUAAAAGCCCACGUGCUUUCUUUUCCCGCGACCAUUGCCAUAAAAAGAGCUCCCACUCUCUCUCCUCUUCACCCCCAAGUACUCCUCCAACCCCCACACAGCUAAGCAAGAGCAGGAGGGACAGAGAGAGAGAGGGUAGGGGUCGCCGGAAGUACAAUUCUAGCCUAGUUUUCUCGAGAAUUAGUCUCUAGGAUGUUCUAGAUCUUCCGUCUAGGAACGCUGCUUCUCCAAUUUAGUCUGUACGUACGUACUGGAGUCAUGGAGGGAAGAGGUGCUGGCAUGGGCGGGAUGCCGGGAGCUCCCCCAAUCAUCCUGGACGCUGGAGCUCAGGAGUACUACCCUGCAGUCGUUGGCGGCGCCGCCGCCUACCCGCCAUUCCUGCCGCUUACCCCGCAGCAGCUCUACUGCCCGCCGCCAUACCAGGCCAUGCCGCCUCCGCCGCCGCCGAUGGCCCUGCCCUUGCCGCUGCCGAUGCCAAUGCCGAUUCCGAUUCCGCAGCAGAUUGGGCCGACGGCCGCGGCGGCGGCGGCGGCGGUUGACGCGCCGGCGAGCCGCGCGGUGGUGCUGAGCCUGGUGCCGCCGCACGCGCAGGAGGGCGACGUGGCGCGCGCCAUGGCGGCAUUCGGCGCGGUGCGCGCCGUGGACGCGUCCGCGGUGCCGUCCGAGCGCGUGGCCACCGUGCACUUCUUCGACCUCCGCGCCGCCGAGCUCGCCGUGGCCGCCGUGCGCGCGCAGCACAUGCGGCAGCAGUGCCGCCUCAGCCAGCUCUACGCCGCCACGGUCUCCUGGCCUCCGUCGGCGGCGGGGCCAGGCCCAGCUCCUGCUGCCUGGGACUGGCCCCACGACGACAUCCUGGGCCUCGUCCUCGGGCAGGCCGUCUGGGCCCAGUUCGCCGCCGCCUCCACGCUCCCCGACGACGGCUUCAGCCGCGGCUCCCUCGUCGUGCUCAAUUCCCUCCCGGACGACGUCUCCCUCCUCGAGCUCCGCCAGGCCUUCCAAGCUUUCGGUGACUUGAAGGAUUUGAGGCAGUCGCCGCAUCGGCCGAGCCACAAGUUCGUGGAGUUCUUCGACACCCGCGACGCCGCCCGCGCGCUCGCCGAGCUCAACGGCCAGGACUUCUUCGGCCACCGCCUCGUCCUCGAGUUCACGCGCCCCUCGACCCCGGGCUUCCGCAGGCGCGGGUACGUGCUGCAGCAGCAGCCCAUGGCCCCGAUCCCGCCGAGGCUGCAACAGGCAUGGCGUCCGACGUUUCCACAGGCGUCGUCAUCGUCCUCAGGGACCGGCAGGGGGAGGGAAGGCGUGGUGCUCAUGAGGAGAUCAAGCUCUGCGAAAUCUAGCGGCUCAGGUGAUCGAUCCAAGGGAGGCAACAACAACAACAACAAUGGCGCCGGCAGGAGCCAUGAGCGGAAGGGCAAGGGCGGGAAGAAGCCCACCAUCGUCGUCGUGGCGUCAUCAUCCGCUUCGUCGUCGUCCACGACGGAGGCGACCACCGCGUCGUCGUCUGGCAAGCAGCAGUGCGUCAAGUCGGUCGGCCGUGCCGGGAGCGGGCGGAGCCACAGGGGCUGGAAAGGCCGGUUCGACAAGCAAUUCGAGUUCAAAGAGCCGGAAGCCGCCGCCGCCGACGACACCGACACGCAAGAGCCGGAGACGCGGACCACGGUGAUGAUCAGGAACAUACCCAACAAGUACAGCCAGAAGCUGGUACUCAACAUGCUGGAUGCGCACUGCAUCGUCCACAACAAGAAGCAGAUCGAGGCCGGCGAAAGCGAAUGCCAGGGGCAGCAGCAGCCCUUAUCCUCCUACGACUUCCUCUACCUCCCCAUCGAUUUCAAAAACAAGUGCAACGUGGGCUACGGCUUCGUGAACCUCACCUCGCCGGAGGCUGCCGUGCGUCUGCACAAGGCAUUCCACCAGCAGCCGUGGGAGGUCUUCAACUCGCGCAAGAUCUGCCAGGUUACAUACGCACGCGUGCAGGGCCUGGAGGCGCUGAAGCAGCACUUCAAGAACUGCUCGUUCCCGUGCGAGAGCGACGAGUACCUGCCGGUGGUGUUCUCGCCCCCGCGUGACGGCCAGCAGCUCACCGAGCCAGUGCCCCUGGUCCAGCCCUCGCUGCGCGCCCCGACCUCAAACGUCGACCCGCUGGCGCUGGACCUCAUGGCAGCCGCGCCUUCGUCGACGUCGGGCGACGGCGCAUCCUCCACCAUGUCCACCCACGCCGACGAGGGCCACGGCGCAAGCUGCAGCAACGAUGAUGAUGACGACAACGACGACGAGGGACUCGCCGAGGAGCUACAGCGCCUAGGCUACACCGACUAGCUUGGGUAAGCAGCUGCAGUGAGCAUUUGCUUCGAGAAGCUAGUGGCGGAGCGCAAAUGAUGAUGGCGUGGCCAUACCAAAGCAUAUCUUUGCAGGGGAUCCCUGCGUGAGAUGCAAGUGAAGGGUCAUUCACUCAUUUAUGGCAUGUGCAGAUGGGAACGACUGGAGAGAAGAAGCGAUUUGAUGUUUGUUUGGAGAGAAGUGUCAUCAUUCAUUCGUCAUCGAUCUCUGCAUGCAGGCGGAGUCGUGUUCCUUCGGUUUUAGAUUUGAUUUGAAGUUUCCGUCUUUGAAACUUGGGCUUACACUAGCUUGCUUUGCUAGACACCUGACUAUUCUUCGUCAUGCCUUUGUUCGUUCGUUUACAAGUUACCGCUCUCCGAGUUUCGAGAGGCGCCUGUGAUGAUAUGAUAGAUUUGAUCAGAUCCUACCGAAUCUGUUCUCUAACUCCAUAAAAUAAUUGACUUCGACCUCUCUUCUAUACUUCGUGUAAACAAAA
Brachypodium distachyon (stiff brome) is the source of this 2812-nucleotide messenger RNA. Its product is annotated as protein terminal ear1 homolog. Gene Ontology annotation, molecular function: RNA binding. The record is from RefSeq and is a predicted model, not a curated record. The transcript is spliced from 6 exons. Bases 259 to 2316 code for a protein of 685 amino acids. Lineage: Eukaryota; Viridiplantae; Streptophyta; Magnoliopsida; Poales; Poaceae.